Messenger RNA from Serinus canaria (Common canary), 849 nucleotides. RefSeq names its product ran GTPase-activating protein 1-like. Gene Ontology annotation, cellular component: cytosol; perinuclear region of cytoplasm; nucleus. NCBI's taxonomy places the organism in Eukaryota, Metazoa, Chordata, Aves, Passeriformes, Fringillidae. Gene Ontology annotation, molecular function: GTPase activator activity; small GTPase binding. Gene Ontology annotation, biological process: activation of GTPase activity; nucleocytoplasmic transport. The record is from RefSeq and is a predicted model, not a curated record. The coding region runs from base 1 to 816 and encodes 271 amino acids. The transcript has a single exon.
AUGGAAAUCAACAAUCCUGGCAUAACAGCACUGGCACAGGCCUUUGCUAUCAACCCACUGCUGAAGGUGAUAAACUUGAAUGACAACACCUUCACAGAGAAAGGAGCUGUGGCCAUGGCAGACACUCUGAAGGCACUUCGCCAGAUUGAAGUGAUCAACUUUGGGGACUGCCUGGUGCAUUCCAAGGGUGCUGCUGCUAUUGCUGAUGCUGUUAAAGAAGGACUUCAUAAAUUAAAGGAACUGAAUUUGUCUUUCUGUGAGAUCAAGCGAGAUGCUGCUCUAACAGUUGCUGAAGCUAUUGAAGAUAAGACAGAGCUGGAGAAGUUGGAUCUCAAUGGUAACUGUCUGGGAGAAGAGGUGUGUGAGCAGCUCCAUGAGAUCCUUGAAGGCUUCAAUAUGGCAUCAGUGCUGGGAUCUUUGAGUGAUGAUGAAGGGGAGGAGGAUGAUGAGGAGGAGGAGGAGGAAGAAGAGGAGGAGCAGCAGCAGCUGAAGGAGAGAGGAGCAGAAGAACAGGAGUCACUGACUCCUAAGAAGAUAAUUGAUUCACAGGCUUCAACUCCAGUGCCAUCUCCUCCUGUGGAUGUUGCCACGUUCCUUGCUUUCCCCCCAAAACCGCAGUCUCUGCGUUACAAUAGAAAGUUAGUCCAUCCACAGCCGAAAAAAACCUGCUCCUCCGUUUAUCUCCUCCCAAGUACAUUCUUCUCAUUAUCUCCACUACUCCCUACUCACACAAACCUCUCAUUUCACUUGUCCAUUUCUUCUUGUUCUUAUCUCUGUCCUCCGGGAGGAUCAACGUUUGGAAGGUUUCCAUCAUGAGGGAAACAAAAGGGUUAAAAUCAUCUUUUAUAG